AUUGUAGAGGACUGGGGCCAGACAGACGCUAGUCAGUGUUCAGACUCGGACUGCUCCUACCUUUUUAUACGUCAGACGUAACCAUGAUUUCAUUCAAACAAGUUGUGUUUUUGUGCUCCGCAGUCCUUGCUCUCGCUACUGCCACAAACGUGGAACAAUGUCCUGAUAGAUCAAUAGAGGGUCUGUCAGAGAGUGUGCAGCUGAGUCCAUGCAAACGAUCACCCUGCCUUCUAAGAAAAGGAACUAAUCAGCACAUCACAGUACAUUUUACACCCGAUCAAGAUAUUUCGGUUGUCAAGAAUCACGUCACGGCUGAGGUAUUUGGGGUGCCACUGCCUUUUGUGGGAGUGGACGGAAACUCUAUUUGUGACAAAAUAACGACGGAGGAUGGUGAAAAGGCAUCUUGUCCUUUGAAAGCUGGCACUAAGUACAUCUACAAAGAUUCUUUUCCCGUUCUAAACUUUUAUCCAAGUAUAUCGGUAAAAGUACACUGGGCGCUAACAGAAGGAAAGAACGAAUUAAUGUGUUUUGAAAUACCAGUGAAAAUUAAUUAAUUAAAUAAAAUACUUUGUUUGAUACAAUAAAAAGUAACAAACCUAAAUAA
Messenger RNA from Galleria mellonella (greater wax moth), 604 nucleotides. It is a transcript of the gene Npc2b, whose product is annotated as NPC intracellular cholesterol transporter 2. Gene Ontology annotation, biological process: sterol transport. The transcript is spliced from 3 exons. Lineage: Eukaryota; Metazoa; Arthropoda; Insecta; Lepidoptera; Pyralidae. Bases 84 to 554 code for a protein of 156 amino acids. Gene Ontology annotation, molecular function: sterol binding. The record is from RefSeq and is a predicted model, not a curated record.